AUGGCGGACUGUGAUUGGCUAAGAUAAUUUGUUAUUAAUAAGAUAUCUGCUUAAAAGAAGGAAUACAUUGGUAUUUUUUUGUUUUCUUCGACCAAAUGUGUACCACGCUGCUAAUAUGAAUUUCAAAUCAUGCAUUUCUUGUUUGUUUCAAGUAUAAAUGCCAUAUAAUAAAAUUUUUAUUAACCUCGCUUGCUCGGUAUUUACAUGCAGAGAAAUAUCGGACCUCGGUCUUUUUAUACAUAUCACUCCCUACUGGCUUGGUCUAUACAAAAAAAGUCCCCGGUCCGAUAUUUCUCUGUAUAGACCUCGCGUUCGGUUAAUAAGAAGUUGUACUUCUUUUCUACGUUACUUUAAAUUUGGACAUUUUAAUUACCGUUACUGGAAAUCGAGUUCUCAAUUUUAAGAGAACAGAACUGAACUAUUGUGACUUUGAUCAAACACUGUGGUGCAACACAUGUAAAUCAACUUCUGAAGGCUCUGGUCCUAAGUGGGAUUGACCCUUUACAUUGUUUGUUGAGCUGGAUUUGGAGUGAUUCUUAUGUUCAAGAAUAUUUAGAAUCAUUCUUUUGUUCCUAUUGUUGUUGACACUUUUGAAGUCCACCCCAAUACAGUGCAUGGUACUAACACUUGCUGAAGACAACUAAUACCACAACUAAUUCAACUGCUGCAUGUCUGUUGCAUCAUAAAAGAGCCAUAACCUACUGAAGAAAUCAGUGCUGUGUCAUAGUGUCAAAUUGGAAACAUGCAGCUUCUCCAAAGCUUUUUGUUGUAGUAGUUGAAUCAAUGUUACUCAGCAUACACAAAUUCAUGUUUCAUAUUUUCAUUUGAUUUAUUAGAUAUCGACGAAUGUGCUCGUGGUUACUGUGAUCCAAAUGCAGACUGUGUAAACAGUGUGGGAUCAUUUUAUUGCACUUGCAGAUCUGGCUUUACUGGAAAUGGACUCAACUGCUCAGGUAAUGAAAGAACAUGUGAUACGUUGUUCUGUAGAAUUAGAUAAUUAUCAUGAGAUAGCUAUUUGACCAUCUGACAAACUAAAUUUCUACAAACCGGCAAAACAAAGUUCACCAACUUGUCAUGGAGUGUUUUAGGUGCGACGCAAUUUGUAGAAUUCCAGACCGGUGCAGUUUUUCUUCCAUUAGCUACUCAUUCCCCACUAUAUGUACUGCUUUACUAAAAUCUUUAUAGAAAAUUUCUAAAAUUUAUAUAGAAAGAAAACAAAAAUUUGUAAUGCAAAAACAUGUUCUCGAUUUGUAAUCCAAAAAUAUGUUGUCAUGCUUUUUUUUUUAAAUGAUAUUUCAUAAUUAGUUUUUAGUUUGCUAUAAGCAUAGAAACAAUUAGCCUAUCUCACGACGGCCAAAUUCGCCAUUUUUAGGGUACUUUUUUAAAAACAACAUGAAAAAUCCAAGCGAUGUGAAAACAUUUUUUCAAAUAUUUAACUGUAAAUUAACUUAUAAUGAUUAUACUCACAAUUAAAGCUAUACAAAUCCCUUAUUCAUUGCGUACAAUCUCAGAUUUGGAAAAGAUAGUAACUCAAAAAUGGCGGCGUGGGAAAGGCUAAUUGUGAGUCAUCGUGUUUGUUUUCAAACUACAAAGAGUAACAUGGUGCCAAAUUCGCAUACGCGCUUAGCAAUAUCAGCAAACUAUAUGUGUUACCAGACCCAACGGAAUUUUAAAGAAAAAAGACCAAAAUAAAUUAACAUUCCUAUACAUGUACAUCAGCUGCAUAAAACCAAAUAUACGAAAAUCGUGAAUAUCGAACAGCAAUAUUGCUGACUUUAAGGUGGCUCCCUACAGUUAGUACAGUUUAAAAGGAUUUAUAUAGAUCAGACUUCAUCCUCGCGACCUGCGCGUGGAAUCGUCGUGUUUACUGUUCGGCAAAAAUAUUGAAACAAGCCGUGGGAAGUUUUUGGCGUUUUUAUCUACAAAGAAAGCCCGAGUUUUUCAUUAUAAUCCUAAUUUUUUCUGAAUUCGAACAGUAUACGUAUGUUAUUAACUAGUUUAACCUAUCUUUUAGUGAGUUUUUACGUAUUUACGUUCAGUAUUGUCUUUCAUAUUGCUCAAAAUUUUCAACUUGUUGUUUUGCGAGCUGUCAAAUUGAAAUGAUACUGUCUUCUAUUAACUCUUGAACAGUAGUGAACUGUUGCCGAAACUUAUAUAAGUUCAGUCAAUCAAUUCAAUUCACAGGUAUCGUUUUAUCUGCUAAAUCAAAUAAAACAGUUAUGAGUUGUUUUAUAUGAAAAGUUAAACUUGUAGUUCGAUGUUUUGAAAAGUUUUCACAACGAUUUUAACAACAAAAACAAAUGUAAACUAACACUGGAUUUAAUACAAUGCCUAUAAUAGUGUUUUUAUUAGUAUUUUCAAGAUUAAUAUUUUAUUUUCAUAUCAAACAAGUCAGAAAUAUCUGUUUUCUUAUGUAUUGUAAGCCAAAAAGUUGAAAUCACUAUAAAUCACACGCUACAAUUUACACGCAUGCGCAGAUCGUGCUCAUGUCGAGUCGAUUUUUUUUCAUGCUGGCCAAGCCGAUUUUAGCGAUGAUUUUCUCGUGUUUUCUUCGGUGAAAUUUUUUAAAACUUUGUAUUUUUGUUAUACAAGACGAGUGGUACAACAUAUCCAAAUUUUAAGAAAUUCUACAAAUAACUUUUUCUGUAACCGUCAUUCACGAAUAUCUCGAAAAACUAUUUGUAAAUUCCCUUCAAAGUUCGAUAUGUUUUUCCUUUAUGGACCAUAAAUCUUCAAAAAAUAUUUCAGAAAAAUUCACCGAAGGAAAAUAUAGAUAUUGUCCAUUUAUUGUGAAAUUAGACAAUAAAAGUGCAAAAGAUUAAACGUCAUGGUUGCCAUGGCAACACAAACACUGUUUUAAUUUGUUCAUAAAUGGCAGCACACAGCUUCUGAACUUUCCUGGAAAUGAUCAUAUUGCCUUGUCUUAAGUGUAUCUAAUAUAAAUUCGGUUCAAAGCGAACGAUACUCAAAAUACCUAGAAUUUUAGAGAACUGUAGGGAGCCACCAAAUAAUAAAACCAUACCGAGCGAUAAAGACUUGAUCCUGAACAAAUUUCGUAAUGGAGAGUUGAUUCCUGUCUGUUGAAAAUUACUUAUAUUAUUUGUGUACUAGAACAUACAUGCAUGCAGAAACCCUCGCCUUACUGACAAAACCAUUAUGUUUUCUGAACAUGAAGUAUUGGAAGUAGUUGUCAUGGUAACACGAUAAUUUUAAGAAUAGUUUUAAAAUUGAAAAAUACUUCUAAAAUAGCCAAAAUAUGACUUUUAAUUACAAAAUGAUCAAUUUCCCAAAAAUCUAUAUGCUAGGUAUGUUAUUAUACGUAAUAUAAGCUUCAAUUUAAUUUAAAAUUCAACCACAAACGCUUCGCAAAACGUUUCAUUAAAAUGUUCUUAAAACUAAACUGCCUUUUAUCGAAUUAUCGGUAGCUAAACAUUGAGUUUGAAAUAAACUGAUUUCAAAUUCUCUCACGAAAAUAACUUUGCUUUCCUCUUUAUUUAAAUAUUUUAAUAUACAAAGAAAGGGUAUUGAUAAAAAUACACUGAUAUUAUAUGCUGUCUUUUUUCACUUAUAUACGCAACGAUCGUAUCAGUUGUUAAAGCAAUUAUAAAACAAACAAUACAUCAAUAUUAAUGACAAACUUAUCUUCAUUAACGUCGGCGACUUUGCUCCAUUCUUUUAGACGUUUUUUGGCUCUCAUAAAAAUUUUGAAAUUUACAAAAUCUUGCAAAAAUACAACUUGCAAGAAAUGUUUGUUAUUUCGCAGUCAUCAUGCAGUCGUUAUAAUGCAAAUUUUAAAUUUGAUCAAUCAGUAGUCACUAUUCAAGACAGUCCGCUACAUAUUUUGAGAUCAGUGAGGAUGAUCACCCAUGAACGGUGAGCCAUGCGCCCGCGAUAUUUGAUGAACUUUAGACUUCGCUAGUGCUUGCUAGUGCGUUCCUUUCCCCGGUAGUAAAUAGCUGGGCGGAAUUAGUACCCGGGCUUACGCCUGGAACUGCGCUCGUGGAUUAUACAUAUAUUUACUAAAUGCAUUAAUAAUUCAUGAGGACUUUACAAAGGUAAUUACUACCCUGUCGGUGCACUUUACAUGUGAUAAAAAAUCAUGUUAAUUUGCAUAAACUUUACUUUACUUACUCGGCUUGGACAACGUUGAUUUUUAAAAUUACCUCGCCAAUGAACUCGUAAGAUGGAUAGUUUUUUAAGCGAUUUAAAACACUCGUAGUCCGUGCUUGACAACAAGCACUCCUGCUUGUGUUUUAAAUAGUAGAUAGACCGCAUUUACUAGCCUAUAUACUUUGUACUAGCUUAUAUACUUUUGCAUUUCAAGAAUAUUAUAUAUUUAGCACUCAACUAACAUUACAAUAGCACCAUGUAAGAAAGUAACUUAUUUGUUGUUCUUUUUAGAAACAUGUGAAGAUGAAAUUCUAUUCUACUCUACAUCAUCAGAGAUUAUAUCAAAUUCCUCAGUCAGCAUUCCUACUACAGACAAUAAUAUAUUAGGAUAUGACAAAUACAACCGACGAUUGUUGUAUUAUGAUGAUACGCAGAACCUAUACAGUGUUGGUUUGAAUGGUUUGAAUUCGACAGUUCUAAUCAAUAAAGCAAAUAUUGCAGAGUUUGCAUAUGAUGGUGAACGUGGUGUUCUAUACUACUUGAAUAGUUUAACAUUAAAAAUCAACUCAGUCAAUAUUAGCAGUGGAGAAGAUGUCCCGGUUCAAGCUUUGGAUUCUCUUUCUGGUAUAAAAGGCAUGGAGAUGGACAUAAAAAAUCGGUAAUUGUCUUCAAUUUGUAUAUUAUAAAACUUAUUUAUAUGUACAGUUGAAUGUUUGUAAUAGAGCGUUUGCAUGCACUCAUUCCCCAGGGACCAACUCAAAAGCCAUGGUGGCCAUGUUGGUGUUCCAGACAAAAGAGUCUAAUUAAUUUUUUUUUAAUUGGAACACCAACAUAGUUCUAUUGGGAGUUGCUGCUCGCGAAAUGAUCUGCUCAGAAUUUUUAAAUUACAAAAAAGAGCAGCUCAGGUAAUUUUAGGAACUGACACUUCCUCCAGGUCAAUAGCCAAUUUCAAUAAACUGAACUGGAUACCUUUUUAUGACGAAGUUAAAAUUAACAAAUGCACUUUAGUUUACAAAAGCCUGCAUGACCAAGCUCUGCAGUAUAUUAAGAACUUAUUUAAAACAAACAAUGAAAUUAAUGGUAGACAAACUCGUCAUGGCGAAUAUAAUUUAGUGUGUCCUAAAUAUAAUUAUGCAACUGAGGGAGGAAAAUCUGUAACGGUCAGCAGCAUUAAAAUAUGGAACAAUCUCCCGAAGGAUAUUAAGACGAAACCUAGCGUUAAUUCCUUUAAGUUUGCCCUUAAAAAAUACUUCUUAGAAUCUUAUAAGGGCAUCGAUCGCUUUGAAUUAUUAUUGUGAUCAGCAAGUUGUACUGUAUAUAAUUUGUAUAUAUAAAUUUAUAAUCCUAAGAUCUUUUACAUAUUUACUCUAAGUAGCUUUUAGACGUUUUAAAGUAGAAUUAAUAACUUUGUAUGUAUUGUAUAUGAGGGCCACAGGUUUUUCAGUUAUAUUGCUGUCAUGUGUUUUUGCCCUCUUUAAAUAAAGUUGUUCAUUCAUUCAUUCAUUCAACAUGGUGGCUGUGACGUCAUGUGCAAACUCUCUAUACGGACACGGAGUGGAAAGAGCAAAAUGCCUCUUUUAGAGAUAUGUAUAAUUUAAGACUCAAAGUUUAAGAGGGCAUGUGCUUCAGCUCUUUAUACUUGUAUGUUAUUUGAAUAAUACCGGGCGGGAGUUGAGACACUGUCUAUAAACGCACUCGUGGAAUAUGUACUUCUCAGUUUCACGCUGCAAUGUAGCAAUCACUUUUAUGGAACAAAACAAUCAGCAUUUUAUGGGACUGCAAGCAGGAUAUUGUACAAAAUACAUAAACGUAAACAAUUAUCACCCACUCUGCACAUCAGAUUUCGCAAUGAUUUUGCAAUUUGUUUUUUUUUUAUUAACUCCCAGAGACUGAGAUUGACUGUCUGUUGAGGGACUAUAUUAUUGAGGAUGCGAAAAAAUUCAAUCGGCAGGAAUCAAACCUGCGACCCUGCGAUUCCGGUGCAGCGUCUAACCAACUGAGGUAGACAUAUUAUAGGUGUGAACUUGUGAUUGGAGCUCGACGACUGUCCUCUGUAGCUCAGUUGGUUAGAGCACUGCCCCGGAAUCACAGGGCCGCAGGUUCGAUCCCUGCUAGGGUCCUGCAGUUGCGUUUUUCGCAGCUGUUCCUGGUCAGAUCUAAUAAACGUACAUAAAUUUCCACUCGAUAACUGUAGUGAAAGCUUUGAUGUGUUUUUCAGCAUAAUAUUUAAAAGAACUGUUUUUUAAUCUUGAGGGUUUCUUUUACCAACGUUCAGCUGACGUUUGUUGGAUCUAUUGUAUAUUGGUAAAUUACGUGAGAAAUGUUGCAUCUCAACUUUUGCCAUCAGUUAAUGAAAUUAGCCAUUUUAACCCUUUAAGUGUAUGCAAUGCGCCCAAGUGCGUUUUACUUAAUUAUUUUACUCUGUCUAACGCUAGACUACUUUACUUGUCAGGGAGAUAGUGCUUUUUUUAAAACCUUAGGUUUUGACGGUUGGGUUUGUAGUAUAUCUGCUGCAAUUUGAAUAUUGUAAUCAAAUUACCGACUCUGGUUUCCGUCAAUUUUGCAUAAGUUAUAGAUUAUUGAAAUAUUUAGAUUUGAUUACUUUAUUUUGACAUUUUUAUAGGUACCUAUUAAUUGCAAAGUCAUCGGAUCCUCCUAUUGUUAGAUUUGAUAUUACAUCACUUGCGACCCAAGAUAUAAACUUUGAUGGCUCCGCUCAGACAUUGUCUGUUGAUCAAGAUAAUGAGGUCGUGUACUGGGACAAUUUUAUCGUUUCUACAGGAACAUAUAAUCUUACAAGAUCAUCUUACACUGGUGAAACAGUGCCUCUUAAUAUCAGUUAUGACGCAGAAAUUGAUCUGGCGCAAGAUUACAUGUAUCUUUACGUGUUGGACAAAGAAAAUAAUAGAAUUGACAAAUAUAACAAACGCACCUGGGUAGAGAUAAAUGUUUCCAAUAUUAAUGCUGGGUCACGAAGAUUAAUCGUAGCAUUUGGUGAGUACCUGCUGUUGCAUUUACUGCACUAAAAUAUACUUGAAUUUGAGUGACUUUGAAUACUAAUGGCAAGGCUGCCCUGUGUCUCGCCUACAUUGGCAUUUGUGGGCCUGUUGAUCUACACAUUGAUGAAUAACAAACACUUCAUGCCCAGUACCUACGCAUCACCUUUCUAGGAAAUACAUAUCAUGCACCAGCAACACUAAAGUUUUUUUUUUUCAAUCGUGAUCAGUCUCCAUGAAAUAUAACGAUCAGAAUCAAGAAACUUUUUCUGACCAUGCAGGUAUCUUAACUGUGGUAUUGCGAAGGUUUUCAUUCCUCUCUUGUCUUUUUAGAUUACGAUGAAUGUUGUGUGGGGACAUACUGCCCCGAUAUGGUCAACGUAUCCAAGUGUUUAAACACGCCUAGUAGCUUUGAAUGCAUGUGCUAUGAGGGAUAUUUUCUUAAUGGAACCAUCUGUCAAGGUAAAAACUUAAAAACGCAGCAUAGUAGAGUUCUUAAAGUUCAUUAACUAUAGACAGCAUUCUGCAGAGACACUCAAAUCCUCUGCCAAUCAAAGUCAAGUAACAGCCUGAAGUACACACUUAAAAACGCACACGUUGUAACAAAUCUGAAGCAGACUUGCAAACAGCAAUGCUGUUCCAACAACUUGUCAACAGGAUGUGUUCGGACUGCUUGUUCCCAGCUUGUUUACAAGUUGCCAACGACUUGUUGACAACUUCCUACAAGGUUGUUGAGCUCAACAGACUUGUUACGAGUUGUUCCAACAACUUGUUAUCGUCCUGAAUUCAACAAUUUUUCAACCAGUUGUGAGUGACAACCUUGUAGCAACUUAAUGAAAUAACAGCAUUGUUACAACUUAUUGGUAAGCUUGCCGCAAGCCUGUUGCGAACACAUCGUGUUGACAAGUUGUGAGAUUUUUAGGUGUGUAGGACAACGACAAGAAUGCAUUCUGAAACUGACAUCCUCCACCAAUGAAAGUGAUAUAUGUCUCAUUUAAUUUUCAUCUAAGUUCAACAAAAUGUGAUGAAUUAAUAUCCUUGGGGCGUCAUUACCUGUACCUCCACAAAUGUUGUUUCUAAACCGUUUUGAGUUGUCCUUGCUAACGGAGAAUCAAAUUGCCAAAAACAACAAACAACAACCUCCUGGCGAAGAUGAUUAUAAUUUAUUCUCACAGUCUUUCAGUAAACCUGCUAGAAAGUUAUCGCAGGAGACUGUUUGUUCGACUAAUCGCUUUUUCUACUUGAUAUUUACAAUUAUGAAAAGGGUGAACUGUUCCGAUUUCUGGUUCAUGUUGUGAGACAGAGCCUAAAUAAACUGAGAAUAACUGCUAGAAUUCGAAGUGCAGUUUUAUAUUAGUUUGAAGCUGCAAAUUUACAACAGUGACUUUCAAAUAUUAAUUAUGUAAAUGUUAUUUAUAUAAUAUAUAUAUUAAUUAUACAAGUAUUAAUUAUGUAAGAGAAAAAGAAUCCAAAUUGGAUAAAUUGCAAUUAUUUUCGAAAUUGGUUCUGUAAAUUAUGAAACUAUUACAUUUUUUGUUUUAGAUAUCAUUGACUGCGAUGACGACCCUCCGUGUCACGUGAAUGCCACGUGUAAUGAUAUUCCUGGAUCAUAUGAAUGCAAAUGUUCGGAAGGUCUCACUGGCAAUGCCACAUAUUGCGAAG
This is a messenger RNA of Paramuricea clavata, 8768 nucleotides long. The record is from the annotation of a GenBank genome assembly. Lineage: Eukaryota; Metazoa; Cnidaria; Anthozoa; Malacalcyonacea; Plexauridae.